AUGGACCGAUUUUUGCGUCUCGGUGCCGAUAGCCUAGCUUCCUUUGGACAAUCAAGCUCUCAGCCUACUGAUGGGCCUGUCCCGGAUACAGCUGAACAAGUUUAUAUAAGCUCCUUAGCUCUGCUAAAAAUGCUUAAACACGGAAGGGCAGGUGUUCCCAUGGAGGUAAUGGGCUUGAUGCUCGGGGAUUUUGUUGAUGACUACACAGUUACUGUAGUCGACGUUUUUGCUAUGCCUCAAUCAGGAACUGGUGUUAGCGUUGAGGCUGUCGACCCCGUGUUUCAAGCCAAAAUGCCUGAAAUGGUUGUUGGAUGGUACCAUUCUCACCCUGGGUUC
Protopolystoma xenopodis is the source of this 336-nucleotide messenger RNA. Lineage: Eukaryota; Metazoa; Platyhelminthes; Monogenea; Polystomatidea; Polystomatidae. The record is from the annotation of a GenBank genome assembly.